UUGUUCUCUGAUUGGUCUUUGUCAGGUGCCAAUCAAUCCUGGGACCGCCCUCUCAUAAUGCAGCAUGGGCGAAAAUAUCAGCCCGAGACGGAACAUCUAAGGAGCGGUUCAUGCUAUCGUCAAAAGGCUUUUGAGCGAAACUAAGUGAUGUUUCAACAAUGCCGAUCGUGGACAAACUCAAGGAGGCGUUAAAACCAGGUCGAAAGGAGUCCGGCGAUGAUGGCGACCUCAACAAACUGCUGGCCUCCUCCGCCAAGAAAGUUCUUCUGCAAAAGAUCGAGUUCGAGCCUGCCACUAAAGGUUUCUCAUACCAGUUGGACAGCUUGAAGAACAAGUAUGUGAUCCUUAAUCCUAGGAAUGAGGGUGCCACUGGGCAGAAGCCUGCAGAGCCUCCCCAAAUAAAGAGGCAAGUUUCAGAGAACUCUGUCGGGGGUCAGGGUGAUGGUAUCCCCACACCACAAAAAAUGCUCUUUCCGGUGAAUAAGCUGACCCUGAAAUGGGAGCGAGUGUACCGGGUAGGGGCUGGCCUCCAUAACCUGGGCAAUACCUGCUUCCUCAACUCCACCGUGCAGUGUCUCACCUACACGCCGCCGCUCGCCAACUACCUGCUCUCCAAGGAGCACAGCCGCGUGUGCCACCAGUCAGGCUUCUGUAUGAUCUGCGUCAUGCAGAACCAUAUCAUCCAGACGUUUGCCAACACUGGCAAUGCCAUCAAGCCUGUGUCCUUCAUCAGAGACCUGAAAAAAAUUGCCCGACAUUUCCGUUUCGGUAGCCAGGAAGAUGCUCAUGAGUUCCUGCGGUACACCAUUGACGCCAUGCAAAAAGCCUGUCUUAAUGGCUACCCAAAGCUUGACAGGCAGACGCAGGCCACAACACUGGUUCACCAGAUUUUUGGAGGUUACUUGCGAUCAAGAGUGAAAUGUUCCAUUUGCAAAAGUGUGUCUGACACAUACGACCCUUACCUGGACAUCGCUGUGGAGAUACGGCAAGCGGUAAACAUUGUGCGCGCCUUGGAGCUGUUUGUGAAACCUGAUGUUUUAAGUGGAGAGAAUGCCUAUAUGUGUGCCAAGUGCAAAAAGAAAGUGCCGGCAACCAAGCGCUUCACUGUCCAUCGUACAUCGAAUGUACUGACGCUUUCACUGAAGAGGUUUGCCAACUUCAGCGGAGGGAAAAUAACAAAGGAUGUUGGCUAUCCAGAAUUCCUCAACAUCCGUCCCUACAUGUCUCAGAGCUCAGGUGAUCCUGUCAUGUACGGCCUCUACGCUGUUCUGGUUCACUCCGGCUACAGCUGUCAUGCUGGCCACUACUACUGCUAUGUCAAGGCUAGCAAUGGACAAUGGUACCAAAUGAAUGACUCCAUGGUACACUCAAGUAACAUUAAAGUGGUCUUGAACCAGCAAGCUUAUGUACUUUUUUAUCUGAGGAUCCCUGAAACUAAGAAGAAUGCAGAUGGGCAAACCUGCAAGCAGGGGAUGUUGCAUUCCGGGAAGAACAGCGCUUCAUCAGAGCAAAUAAAGCGAGUGAAUCUGAACGGACCUCUCUCCUCCCCGCAGGUCACAAAGAAACUUGAGCCAGCACAACUGCGUAAGAUCCAGUCCAUGGAUGGCGGUUUGGGCCUGCCCGUUGCCAGAAACGGCCUGAGCGCUCCAGCGCUGCUCCAGCAGCCCCGUCUCUCCAGUUGGGCGUCGUCCUCCAAUGGCACCAAACAGCUAGGCGGGCCCACAGUUAUUGAAGAACCCGUCAAGAAGCUGAAGAAACCCUCUCCCCAGAGCCAAGCGCAGUCGCGCUGCAGCACGCCGACACCGUCCAACACCAGUAUGGGUAGGACAGACGGAGACAAAAAGCAGGGUGGCGACAGCAGAGGCCUCAUAGCGUCUACCUCAAUUAAAUCUCUGUCAGACUCGUCCUCUGCGGACAACACAGAGUCAAAGGACAUUGCGGGUCCUAAGAGUGCGCCAGCGGGAGAGGUUCCCUCCACACCUUGGAAGGGUUCUGGUAGUGUAGCGUCUCCCGCCAAGAGCAUGGCGCGCUCGCAUAGCGCGGAGGAGCAGAGGACAGUGAAAAUGAAACCCCCCGCUAUCAACAACCUCUCAACCGAAGCCACCAGCAGUCCCAUGUCGCCACCCCCUGCCAAAAAACUGGCUCUGUCGGCUAAGAAGGCGCUCACCCGGAGUCCGAUCAGCAUUGAUGCGCCACCCCUGUUGCCACGACAACUGUACGGAGACCCAAUUCAUCCAAAUCACACUAACCACUUUGCCACUGCUUCGCCUACUCACACUCACAGAGCUGCUUCAUCUCAUUCCCCAAAAGUCCACUCCUUACAUUUGGCCCACUUCAAACAGCAAAUCCCACGUCUCCCUACGACGCGAAUGCCAAACGCCAGCCUUUCCCUCAAUGGCUUUCACAGCCCCGCCCAAAAGAGCCCCAAGUCUUUCCUCAGCCCUGAGCCGCAAGAAUCUAACGGCCCCCUGACUCAAAACCAAAAGAAGAAGAAGAAGAAAAAGAAGCGGCGCCAUUCUGAGGUGGAAGCUGACACAAUUCCCGACACAACCCCAGCUGCAGCGCCUCAAUCUAACCCCGCCGAUGAAAAGAAAAGAAAGAAGAAAAAGCGAAAGAGGGAGCAAGAAGAGGGCGCAAAGACAUCACAAAGACAAUGUGUCACAUCUCAUUUGGAGUCCACAAAGCAGAAGCAGCAGGACGAAGAGGAGGAGGACUGGUGUCAGGCCGGCAUGUGGAGCCUCUCUACCCAUCAAGAAACGGAGGGGCCAAAGAAAACGCGAGAUUCGGAAGCGGCGUCCAAGAUGAAUCGACAAGAUCAAGUGAUCAAUUGCGCAUCGAUAAAAAAGAAAAAGAAGAGGAAAAGGAAAAAGUUGAUGCUAAAGGCUUUGCAGGAGACAAACGCGUGUGAAGCAUCGCAAAGCCGUUCUAAGUCCAAGGCCGCAAUCGAUCCAAAAGAUACAGGGGAGUUGAUCAUGCAAAAAAAGAAAGUCAAAAUGAAGAAGAAGAUGAGGCUAAAGGAAGAAGUGAGACAAGACCAAGAGAGAUGGCCCACCUCCGAGGGGCAGAACGGUGAUUUUGACGCAGCCGAGCCACCCCAUAAAAAGAAUUCAACAGAGAGUGAAAAGCCACACAAGCAAAGCAGUGCAAAAGUGGUAGUUUGGGACAGUCAGGUUAAGGAUGGAUACAAGCGCUCUCUGGCGCCAGCAGCCGACGCAAACACAUCAGGAAGCGCCCCUGCAUGUGCUUCUUGGGACGGCAAAAAGACUAGCGACGUAGUAGUGGAGCUGCUCAGAAACGCCUCAAACCAUGCCUAUGGUGCUAGCGUCCUCAGCUGGGAUGGAGAGGUGUCUGCUGUCAGCCAAGAUGCCAUUGACGAUGUGCGUCAUGCCAAGUGUGACGCUGUGAUCGAUGAGUGGGAUGAAGAAUUUGACAGGGGGAAGGUGAAAAAAAUAAAAAGCUUCAAGAAAGAGAGGCAGAGAGGAGGUAGCAGAAUGUUUCAGAAGAUCCAGGACCGUCGCAAUAAGUGGUCCGUGACUCCCGGGGGGAAGAGAGUUUUUGGAGUGCGUCGGUAAGAGUCCAGUUUGCCCUACAUGGUCCUGCUGACUGGAAAUAGAGACAACACCAAACCUCUUGUUUUUUCUUGUUUUCACUUUCCUGAAUAAUGAGCCAAUAACAAACAAUUGUAUUUCAUAUUUCCAGAGUGAUUGCCACUCCUCCCCUUUUAACACCUCUAUGCCAUUAAAUUCCUCUGAGUCAUGAAAUCUUAGAGUAAAAUGUAACAUUUUAUGUCAGCCUCAGUUAGUGGCCUUGGCUUGGAUUUCAACAUUUAACUUUCUUCAUUGUUUUAUCUUUUAUCUGAAGGUCUUUUAUGUUGCAGUGCCAAGUGGCUAUUUUUUAAGGACCAAUUUUCCCUCUUUUAAACCAGGUCCACAUUUUCCACCAUUUAAUGAUACAUGCUGAUGGUCAGCUGAGUUUUUUUUGGUCAAUAGUAGUAAACCUAAAAUGGAAUGGAAUGAUACAAUCCAUUGUUCUGCUUGGUCCACAAUUCCUGGUUCAGUUGUUUAAAGGUAACAUUUCACCGUAUUUAUGCAGCAUUUUUAGGGAGGAAGAGGUAGCACCUCUUUGAAUUUGGACCUUUCUUAUUCUUAACGUCACUAUUCACGGUUCUUUGUUGUGAGAUUAAAGGGUUCAGUCUUUUCCAGUGGCAUAUCCACAUGUUAAUUUCUGUCCCCUCCUUGUUAUACUUCUAUGCAAGUUUUUUCUGCUGGUCCCCUCCAAAACUGGGCUGAGACUCAGGAAGUCCUCAACUCCAUUUACACUCAACUCCUUAUCGAUCUUUGCAACACAUUGUUGCAUUCUGUACAAACUGGUUUAUACUUGCAUAAACUGCGUGGCAUCAUCUUGCAUCAAUCAGGGCCCAGACGUAACAACAGUGCUUUUCCAAAGUGUACAGUCCAUCCUAUGCUGUAAAGAUUUGCCCGUGCACUUCUUUCCAUUCUAGAGGCCUUAAAUUGGCUAUAAAAAGAAGUAGUGUUCUGUAAAUGUAUCCUAAAAAAAAGAUAGAUCUUCAAUGUGCUACUACAACUUUGAUCAAUUGAUUGAUGUUACCUGCAAGUGUGUUUUUGUCUGUGUUAUUGUGCACUACAACAUGCACAGUGCAGAGGACGCACCAUUCAAUCUCAAAAAUGGACACAAAGGAGGAACAAUUAUCAGGGUGAAUGGAUGCUCCACACAUGUUUGCACCACCUUUUCUCACCAGGGUAGGACACCUUUCAUAAUGAAAGUGGUUCCUUCCAGCGCUGUAGUUGAAUAGAAAGGUGCAAUAAAAUUGUGACUUUUGUGA
Molecule: messenger RNA, 4843 nt
Organism: Nerophis ophidion (straightnose pipefish)
Lineage: Eukaryota; Metazoa; Chordata; Actinopteri; Syngnathiformes; Syngnathidae
Gene: usp36
Product: ubiquitin specific peptidase 36
Exons: 20
Coding region: 159-3572 (1137 amino acids)
Biological process (GO): protein deubiquitination; regulation of apoptotic process
Cellular component (GO): nucleus; cytosol
Molecular function (GO): cysteine-type endopeptidase activity; cysteine-type deubiquitinase activity
Source: RefSeq, a predicted model, not a curated record